AUGAAUACAGACAAAUUAAAAUCUAAUAAAACUCGAUUAAAAUCUAAUGAUUCUAUUGAACAUCUUCGUCAAAAGUCUACUGAAUAUUUAUUUCAACCAAUAAUACAAACAAAUGAUAUAAAUAAUCAACGUAAACCACCGUCACCAUUUCAAACUGGUCUUAAAUAUUUAAAAUUAUUAGGUCAAGUUAAACGACAAAAUGAAAAUAUUUCAAAUGAUACACAUCAAAUAAAAUCAACAAUUAUUGAUCGACUUGAACGUACAUCAGCAUUUUUAACAAAUUAUUAUGCACCAUUACCAUCUCUUUCAAUUAAUUUAACAAAUAAAUCUAUUCAAGUUGAUAAUUUUGAUGAAUUAUCAUAUAAAACUGCACUAAAUAAUAAUUAUUCAUAUUUAUCUUUCUAUGAAUUUUUAUUAAGUUUUAUUUUACUUUUAUUAUUUAUUUCAAUAAUUUUAUUUCUUCAAUUAAAUUCAUAUCCUAUACAUUGUUUAAUACAUAAAAACUUUUGGUAUUCAAAUGAUUUAUCAAAUGGUUUUCUAUGUGAAAAUACAAAUAUUGAAAUUCAUUAUGUUGAAAUUUAUUCAAUCAUUUAUCAAAUUGAAAUUAAAAAAAAUUCUAAAUCAAUAAAUUGUUUAGGUUUUGAUAUACUUUCUUGUUUACCAAUUGAUUAUUUAUUAGUACCUAAAGGACAAACUAUUCAUCGUAAUGACCAAUUAAUUAAAUAUUGUAAUCAUACACAAAAAAUUCAUUGUAAUAAUCAUUUAUUAAGUAUUUUACCAUAUGAAUAUAAAUGGAAUUUAAAAAAUAAUCAUUUCAAUGAAUUAAUUCAUUGUUCAUGUUUAACAUAUUCAAACAAUACAAAAUGUUUUCAUUUUAAAAUUAAUAAUCAAUGUGAUUUACAUAUACCAUGGUUCGAUUAUUGUCUUAAACAUUCAACAACAAGUUCAGUAUGUCAAGCAUAUAUUAAGAAAUUAUAA
This is a messenger RNA of Rotaria sp. Silwood1, 978 nucleotides long. NCBI's taxonomy places the organism in Eukaryota, Metazoa, Rotifera, Eurotatoria, Philodinida, Philodinidae. The record is from the annotation of a GenBank genome assembly.